AUGACCGGCGCAUUGUUUAGAAACGCUGCCUCCGAGGCCUCAAGGAUCUUUCGGUCGCAGCGAGUAGCGCCGGCGAGUCCUUUCGGGAAGGUGGAUCCGUCUCUGAGAGGAGACAUCCGGCGAUUGCAGUCGAGGCCUUAUUUCCGCGCGCCUCAGCUUCUCGGGAAAGCAAAGGAAACCGGAGUCUCUCCUCCUUCGUUAAUCUCUGGUUUCUGUUCUUCGUCUUCCUCGUCUACGACGGCCUCUACGGCGUCGUUUGCGAAGGCGGGAUUCAUCGGAUGGUAUUUGGGUAUGGUGAAAUCGAGGCCGGUUUUGACCAAAUCCGUCACGUCCUCGCUUAUUUACAUAGCCGCUGAUCUGUCUUCACAGACAAUUCCGCAAGCUUCGGUGGAGUCUUAUGACUUGGUAAGAACAGCAAGGAUGGCAGGAUAUGGGUUAUUAAUAUUGGGUCCUACACUUCAUUAUUGGUUCAAUCUCAUGUCAAGACUCUUCCCAAAACGAGAUUUGAUUACAACGUUUAAGAAAAUGGCCAUGGGACAGACGGUCUAUGGCCCUUGCAUGAACGUUGUUUUCUUCUCACUGAAUGCAGCCCUACAGGGUGAAAACGGUUCAGAGAUAGUUGCUAGAUUGAAAAGGGACCUACUUCCCACGAUGCUAAACGGUGUCAUGUAUUGGCCUAUGUGUGAUUUCAUUACAUUCAAGUUCUUCCCAGUUCAUUUACAGCCACUUGUGAGCAACUCGUUUUCGUAUCUAUGGACAAUCUACAUAACUUACAUGGCAGGCCGCGCGAAACCAACUGCCAUUACAGAAUGA
Messenger RNA from Thlaspi arvense, 813 nucleotides. The record is from the annotation of a GenBank genome assembly. Lineage: Eukaryota; Viridiplantae; Streptophyta; Magnoliopsida; Brassicales; Brassicaceae.